UCCUCCGGGGCGCAGGACGCACGGAGGACGCGCUCAGAAGUACCCGAGCCUUCGCUUUGAAACGCUGACGCGCACGUUUGACUUCUUCCAGAUCUCCUUUCCGGCAAAGUUACAUUUCUGGUGGUUGCUCUUCUUCUCUUGCCUGUUGCUGUUUGUGCUCCGGAAGGGUCGGAGGUGUGUUUUCUGACAUGAUGCUGGGAUUGCGGAGGACUGUUCGCGCCGCACUUUGGAUGAAGCGACCUGAGGAUUUUUUGUGGGAAUAACUUUAAAAAAAACGGGGAGUUUCGGAAAGCGUGGGCUCGCCUGUGUGAUCGCUGAAGCCCUCUCGGGUGUCCCGCACAGCAGAAUGCAGCCGUCACCUGCAGUUCUUCUCAUUUCUUUUCUGGUCUGGGCUGAUGGCUCCUCUCUCCACUACCCGGACCCCCACUCCAGCGGUCUCCCCCUCGAGAAGACCUUUGGCCGGUCCGUCAAAGUGUCCCAGUGCCAGCACAUGCUGAAGCGCCUUCACAACGGAGCCCGGGUCACCGUGCAGAUGCCCCCCAGCGUGGAGGGCCACUGGGUGUCCACCAGCUGCGAGGUGAGGCCGGGCCCGGAGUUCCUGACGCGCUCCUACAGGUUUUACCCCAACAACACCUUCCAGGCCCACCAGUUUUACUACGAGGACAAUCACUGCACCAAACCCACCCACACGCUGGUGGUCCGCGGCCGGCUGCGCCUGCGCCAGGCCUCCUGGAUCAUCCGGGGGGGCACGGAGGCAGAGUACCAGCUCCACCACGUUCAGAUCGUGUGCCACGCGGCGGCGGCGGUCAAGGAGCUGACCCAGAGGCUCGGCCACGGCUGCCGGGGGGCCAUGAAGGGCCUCUGGGAGCCCGACGCGAUCUACGACCUGUGGAACGAGGAGAGCAGCCACGACUGCUCCCGGGGGCUCAACUUCGCCAUGCACGAGCUGCAGCUGCUGCGGGUGGAGAAGCAGUACCUGCACCACAACCUGGACCACCUGGUGGAGGAGCUGUUCCUGGGAGACAUACACACCGAGCCGUCCCAGAGGUUGUACUACAAGCCCUCCAGCUACCAGACGGCCCUGCAGAACGCCAAGAACCACGACCACGGCUGCAUCGCCUGCCGCAUCAUCUACCGCUCGGACGAGUUCCACCCCCCCAUCCUGCCCCCGCGGGCCGACCUGACGGUGGGGCUGUACGGCCAAUGGGUGAGCCAGCGCUGCGAGGUGCGCCCCGAGGUGCUCUUCCUCACCCGCCACUUCGUCUUCCACGACAACAACCACACCUGGGAGGGCCACUACUACCACUACUCCGACCCCAUCUGCAAGCACCCCACCUUCACCAUCUACGCCCGGGGGCGCUACAGCCGGGGGCUUCACUCCACCCGCGUCAUGGGCGGGACGGACUUCGUCUUCAAAGUGAACCACAUGAGGGUGACCCCCAUGGACGUGCCCACCACCUCCCUCCUGAACGUCUUCAACAGCGACGAGUGCGGCGUGCAGGGCUCCUGGCAGGUGGGGGUGGAGCAGGACGUGACGGCCACCGACGGCUGCAUGGCCCUGGGCAUCCGGCUGCCCCACACCGAGUACGAGGUCUUCCGCAUGGAGCAGGACGCCCACGGCCGCUACCUGCUCUACAACGGCCAGCGCCCCAGCGACGGCUCCAGCCCCGACCGCCCGGAGAAGCGGGCCACCUCCUACCAGACGCCCCUGGUGCAGUGCUCCUCCAGCAGCCAGCGCCACGACCACGGCGGGGGGGGCGAGGGGGACGGGCCGGCGUCUCCCCACCGCAGCGGCGCCGGACGCUCGCCGGGGGCCCCGGCCGCCGUGGUCACCGCUCUGCUCCUCUGGUGGCACAGCUAG
Molecule: messenger RNA, 1861 nt
Organism: Menidia menidia (Atlantic silverside)
Lineage: Eukaryota; Metazoa; Chordata; Actinopteri; Atheriniformes; Atherinopsidae
Source: the annotation of a GenBank genome assembly